Molecule: messenger RNA, 1083 nt
Organism: Paramecium octaurelia
Lineage: Eukaryota; Ciliophora; Oligohymenophorea; Peniculida; Parameciidae
Source: the annotation of a GenBank genome assembly
AUGAAUAAAGUGUGCUUAAUUAUUACUCUAUUAGUUCUUCAGGAUGUCUAGGCUGUUUAUUCAAAUCAAGAAAAAUGCAGCAUAAUUAUAAAAAACAUAUUUGCUGGCUUAGGAUUAAUGUAUUAAACAAAUGAAAUCAAUUAUAUGGAAAAUUUAGAUUGUGAUGGUUUCUUAGCAUAUAUUUCUAAAUCUGUUGAAUUAUCAAAUAAGUAGGAUUAAGACUAGCUGCAAAUAGGAUGGACUGAACUUGGAAAUGCCUUUGGAAAAAUUAUAUAAUCUAUUAAGGUAGACUUAAACAAGGAUCUAUCCAAAUAAAACUCCUAGUAAUAAUGGGUCAUAUGUUAUCUCAACAAUUUGAUGUUAAAAUUAAAAAAUACUAUUGUAUGUGAAAUAGAUGAGUAAUGGAGGCAAGUAAUUGAUUUAAUUUUUGAAUCAUAAAUAUUUAGUAAACUCGCAUUUGAAUAUAUUAGGUGACUAAUUCAAUUUCUUCAAAGAGGAAUAGUAUCAAUUGUAUGGCUAUGAAGUUGGUUAGAUGUUGUUAAAAAUAUAAAUGAAUAUUUAAAAUUUAAGCGCUAUAUUCCAGGAUAUGAAUGUGGCUUUACAAGCUUUUAAUGGGUUUUAAUUUGCCAUAAAAGAUCAAUCUUAAAUUACUAUGGAUUAGCUAAAGAGAUGCUUAGAGGGUGCUGAUUAAAUUGUUAUUUACUUUGAAGAUUUCUCAUUUUAAUUAUAAGAAUUUAUGUACAUACCAUACUCUUAUUGUUUUCACAAAUAAAUUUGGCUCGCAUUAAAUCAUUAUAUAAAUGCAUUAGAUAAAUGUUCCGAUUCAAUAACUAAUGCUCCAAUUUUAAGCCAACAACUAAGACAAUUCAACAAAGUACUAGAAAAUAAAAAAUUGUUGACUAGAAUAGAUUAAAAUCCAAUAUUAGAGUAUGUAAUUUGACAUAUAUAAAUUAAAAGGCACAAUACGCAAGUUUAUGUUGGAAAAUGGGAUAUUGGUUUGGAUUUGGAGAGGAAUUAGGGAAUUAUUUAAUAAAAUUACAAGAAUAAAUGUAAUAAAAAUAAAGGAAUCUUCAAAGUCUUUGA